CUUCGUUGUGUUCGCUUUCUUCAGCGGAGUUUGUUUGCCGUGCUAAAACGUAAACAACUGACGAAACUUGGUGGUGUUUUAGCUCAUCCCGUGGAAAACUAUCCUCGAUCAGCGUUUACCAUCUCCUCGGCUGCAAGCAAACAAACAAUUUCUUUACCUACGCAUCCGCCACCGCCUCAAAAUGCAACGCAAUCUAACCCAAUCGAAGGAAGCCCUGCUGAAAUCCUACAAUUCCCGGCUGAAAGAAGACAUUCGGAGUAUGCGAGAAAAUUUCGAAGAAAUCAUCCGACUCGCUAAAGGUGAAAAUGACACACAAUUAUCAAAGAUAACGCAAUGCGAGCAGGACACGUAUGAAACACAGGUCCGAGCGGCAAACAUUGUACGGGCUGGCGAAUCGCUCAUGAAGCUGGUGUCCGAUAUCAAACAGUACCUUAUCCUGAACGACUUCCAUUCGGUCAAUGAGGCAAUCUGCAGCAACUCGACGCUCUACCGUACCACGCAGAUCGACCGGGACAACAAGCUGAUGGCCGUCCGGGACGAUAUGGCGGCGGAUCUGUACGAUCUCGAGGAAGAGUACUACACAAGCAUUUACAAGUGAUCUGAUAGCUUUAUUUUCAUUUAUAAUAUACAACAGUAGAGCGUGGUCAAUGUGCA
Anopheles stephensi (Asian malaria mosquito) is the source of this 654-nucleotide messenger RNA. It is a transcript of the gene MED22, whose product is annotated as mediator of RNA polymerase II transcription subunit 22. Gene Ontology annotation, biological process: regulation of transcription by RNA polymerase II. Gene Ontology annotation, cellular component: mediator complex. The transcript is spliced from 2 exons. The coding region runs from base 182 to 598 and encodes 138 amino acids. Gene Ontology annotation, molecular function: transcription coregulator activity. Lineage: Eukaryota; Metazoa; Arthropoda; Insecta; Diptera; Culicidae. The record is from RefSeq and is a predicted model, not a curated record.